AUACCUCCGUCAGUGGCAGUAUUUGGUCCCUGAGAUUACAAGCGAUGUUUUUGUUGCUCUUCUGACACACACACAGUGCGUGACGUCCGAAUGAACGUCGUUGUAUUGUUUGUAGAAGAAGAAAAAGGAAACGGAAAGUCAAAGUAAGCAGGGCGUCAGUCUGAGCAGUCAGUAAGUCAGUAGCGCCCAGGUCGUCCCGUCGAACUGAGUGAGUCGCUUACCGAGCAGCACAUCACCGCUACCGCCACCGCCACCGCCACCGGCCAUGACUUACGGUCAGAGGAGGUUUAACAGGCCGCACCUUUACAUCCUGAGGGGUCUCCCUGGAUCCGGAAAGUCGUCUUUCGCAAAAAAAAUAAGAGCGCGCUACGGAGAGGGAAGAAUUCUGAGCAGCGACGAUUAUUUCCGAAAUGAGCAGGGAGUCAUGGUUCAUUUUGACCGACAGAAGCUCCCCGAAGCGCACCGAGUGAACCGAAGACUGGCUUGGGAGGCCAUGCGUGACGGAGUACAUCCUGUUAUCAUUGAUAACACCAAUAUCACGUGCAGGGAUAUGAGAUCAUAUGUAAAAAUGGGCCUUCGCUUCGGUUACCACAUCAGGUUUCGCUACACGCGGGACAGCUGGAGACGGACCGUGGAGGAAUUACACGAGCGUAUUAAUGGGAAGGUGCCUUUAUGGGUCAUGAAGAGAAUGAAGAGAAGAUACGAGUUUAUCAGCAGUAUAUAUGAUGUCCUGUAUGGCCUGUGUGACUCAUAGCAAGCGCAGGCAUCCUUUUUCAUGCGAGGGAGGAGCGGCAGUCUACAGCUGGGUUUCCGCUCCAUCACAGCCCUUCCAUUUGCAUUCUUCUCUCAUUUUUGUUCUUGCAGCUUGCCAAUUUCUCGCAAAUGUUACAUUCGGGAGUGACUGUUGUUCAGUGAAUUCAGAUUUUUGUUGGUCACAUACAUUCCAUUUUACUUGCAAGUCUUCAUUUCUCUGGAAACAGUUAAAAAUAAAGU
Messenger RNA from Scleropages formosus (Asian bonytongue), 993 nucleotides. RefSeq names its product NEDD4-binding protein 2-like 1. The record is from RefSeq and is a predicted model, not a curated record. Bases 266 to 754 code for a protein of 162 amino acids. The transcript has 5 exons. Lineage: Eukaryota; Metazoa; Chordata; Actinopteri; Osteoglossiformes; Osteoglossidae.